AUGUCCAGUAACCUCCUUCUCUGCCUUGCAUCCCAAAUUCCCCAGGAAUUGACUGAGAGCAUAUCUUCCAUCACACCUCAUCCUUCCCAAUUUCCCUACUCUACACACUCACCCAAACCUUGCGGCAAGAUCUGUGUAGGGGAUACCAUGUAUAUUAUCAAGAAAAUUAUUUCUGUGACCUGGGGCCUUGUUGGUUGUGGAAGCAUCUGCUAUCUGGUCAGUUUGGACAGAGAAGACUAUAUUGUCAAGGACCAUUGGGUCCUCAGCAACCAUAAUGAUGUUAUUUUGAACGAGAUUGAGAUAUUACAACUGAUGCAUAGUGUCCCUGGCAUUCCAGAGCUAGUAGAUUAUUCACUCAUCAUGACAUCAGAGGGUGAGGUUGAUAAUACUCAAUGUUAUUGCAAAUGGGAACAUCAGAGUACCCAGGGCACCAGCUACACUCAUGUCUGCCUUGUGUUAAAACUGUGUGCUUGCCCCCUCCAUAUGUUUCAUAUGCUGAAAGAGUUAGUGAGAGUGUUGAGGGAUAUUGUGAUCAUCCAGAAAUCAGUGGUGGAGGAACGCAAGAUUCUGUAUUGCAAUUGCAGUCUGAAUAAUACAAUAAUCCUAGAUGAUUUUGACAUCAGCAAGGGGUUUCUUAUUGACUGGGAAUUUGCAGUAUGCAUUACUACAGAUAAUAAAUAUCUCAUUGGUGGUACAGGCACAGUCCCCUUUAUGUCAUUGUGGGCUUCUCAGUCAUAUUUCACUGUUGCAGCAACAGGUGAAGGCGGAAGCUGA
This is a messenger RNA of Suillus discolor, 774 nucleotides long. RefSeq lists its product as uncharacterized. The transcript has 3 exons. The record is from RefSeq and is a predicted model, not a curated record. Lineage: Eukaryota; Fungi; Basidiomycota; Agaricomycetes; Boletales; Suillaceae. The coding region runs from base 1 to 774 and encodes 257 amino acids.